Molecule: messenger RNA, 654 nt
Organism: Rhizophagus irregularis DAOM 181602=DAOM 197198
Lineage: Eukaryota; Fungi; Glomeromycota; Glomeromycetes; Glomerales; Glomeraceae
Source: RefSeq, a predicted model, not a curated record
AUGAUAUUAACUACCGUCCAAGCACAUGCAUCUAUUCAAUACAAUAUCAAAAAACGCACUCACGAUGAUGCUAAUUUGGAUUAUGACUAUGAAACUCAUAUUAAAGGAAAAAAUUUGGAAUGCGCGAACAUUCAGGAUAAUACAGGUGCUGCCACCUUCGCUGCUAUCAAUGCUAUGAAUAAUGGUGCCAUAGGAGGUGUAGCUGCGAAUCAAUUUGUAGGAAGAGCUCUUGCAGUAUAUAUUGUAUUGCAACAGAAGUAUAAAACUAAAGAAACAACACAAGUAUCAGUCGGUAAAAGUAGAAAUCCAUCGCAAAAAAAAGGAAAUGAUGGGUAUGGAAUCGCGCUGACGGGUACAAGUGUGACGCUAAAGCUCAAGAAUGGACAUUAUAUGUUUUAUAAAAUAAUACCGGCAGACGUUAAAUUGUCAGAAGAUGAGUUGCGUUCAAAAAUUUUAACAGCUUCAAAAAGAAUGAAUAGUUGUGAUAAUCAACAAGAGGUCAGUAAAAGUAAUAGUUCGAUAUCAGACGAAGAAGAAGUAGUAGAUACGGUAAAUAAGUAUAGGCAAGAUCUCUUGAACGAAGUAAUACCUAACAUCCCUACAAAAAAGUUAGCGGAUCAUGCAACACUGGAGAAGGUUGUGGAAGUGAAAUGA